AUGAUGAGCGAUAACGACAUUGUCGUCAAAAUUUCGAAGGUUGGUUAAGAAAACGCUUCAAAAAGUUUGAUUUAUGAUUUUCAGGAACUUGAAGAUUUGAAAGUUUCUCAUAAAGGAAUGCACAACAUGCUGGUCAAAAUGCAGGACGAGAAGGAUAUGCUGAAGAAAGUAAGAAAAAUGUUUUAGAGGGGUUUCUACGUUUCUAGGAAGUAGACGAUGUGAGACGCGCAAACGCGGCCGUCCACAACGCCGUAUUUCUCCUCGAAGAAGAAAAAAUCAAUCUCCGUAAAGCUGUUCACAAGCUGAAAGUAAAACAUAUCAAAAAUAGGACACAUUGAAUCUUAGAUAUAAUUCAGCUUCGCAACUCGAUGACUCAGAAGAAGGUUUUGAAGCUGAAAGAGAAGUUGCGGGGCGUCAUAAAAGACGACGGCGAAUCUUCCGAUGAAGAUUUAGAAUUUGCGGAUUAUGAUGAAAUCGGCCGCGAUUUCAUUCUUGUUGGCGGUAAUUGCAUCUUUUUUUUCUGUGAUGAACCAUUAUUUUCGAAGGAAUUAAUGAUCCGUUGUCAUUUGGCUACAAAGUUACUCUUUUGGAUGAACACGAGAAAGAGCACAAGAGCGCUGAACGAUACUACUGGUAUCGUUGGGAACUACAAAUUUAAUAUUGAAAUGAUAAUUAAGGUACUUGAUGGCUGAAUAUUUUAACGAUCAAGAUGCCAUGACGGAAAUUCGCACUGCACCCACAUAUAAUGGCGCCGAAAACGCUAUGAAGAAUAUCAAGGCGUUCAGUGAGAAAAAAUGGAAUCAGGUUCGAUUUGUUGAUUAUUAUCAAAGCAGAAUAUUCGCUUUCAGAUCAAGCUGGAAAUGUACAUCAAAGCGCAAACUCUGAAGUUUGAACAGGCGCGUAGCAUUCGUAACUGUCUUGUCAGUACUGGCACAAGCUAUAUUGCUGUCGCUUCAGAAGACAAGGUGAAAACAUGUUCAAUUUUUUUAUUUUCUAUUUUGCUGAUUAUCAAAAAUCACUUUAGGUGAGCUGAAAAAAUUCUCUCGGAGUUAUAAUUGACUUUUUUUUAGGUAAAAAUAAUUCAUGUAUUUUCCUUCAGCUGUAGAAUAUUUUCAUUUCGAAUUGUAGGGAAAAUGAAAGUCGAACCGCUCGCCAAAAUUAGGGUUUUUUCAGGAAUUGAUGUAAUGUUUGAAGCAAAAAAAAACGUUUCCUUCACACUCCAACCAUAUCAGAUUCGCUUUUUUUUUGGGUUGGAACUAGUUUUUAAAGUUUUCCUGGUUCUAAUUUUACUUGCAUGUGCAAAAAAUGUACGAAACAAAGCGGUAUGUUCUUUUUCCAACGUUGAGUAUUUUUUUUUUGAAUUAAGCUCUACGGAACGGGAUGGAGAAAAAUCCGCGAGGAAGCCAUGAAGCCUUUGACUUGGGACGGACAAAACGAAGGCGGCCGAACGCUUAUGAGAAUUCGCAAACAGUCACUUCUCAAACACAGUUGGGACAGCAAGCAAGAGCAAGCGGUCAGAUUUAAAAAAAAACAUUUUUUUUAGAUGUGAUAAGUUUUUCUAGUAAUCUAUUCAAGAAAAAUCAUAUUCAAAUUUUGAGAGCAUUUUUUUUCGCAGUUUUCACCAUGAGAUUGUAUUUUGAAUUCUUCACUUUUUUUUUCCUUGGUUUCGAAGCUCGGACAUUUUGAAUUUCUGAAGAGGGCUCAGAACUUAUUUGAAAGUACGGUUAAUUAAAAUUCUGGAUUUGAAUUUAUUUCGUAAAUUUUUUGUCCAACAGUUCUUUGCCUUAAACGAUUUGCUUCUAAAUCAAAUGCACUUCUAGAAAUAACUAUUCUAUAUCAUAGAUUCAGCUUUUCACCUAUCAAAUUCAUGAUUGAAAUCCUGUGAUUUUUUUUCUCCAGUUUUUCAAGUUUAUUAAAUUUUGAAAUGGCGAAUUUCCAUUGGUCUUUUGUGGUUUGAUCUGAAAACUGAUUUUUUCCAUAUAUCUGAAUCAAACUGUUGAAUUCAGGAGACGGAAAAUCGUGUUCGGGACCUCCGCCGCUUUGUCUGGCGUCGCAUCGACACCAACAGAAGGCCCGGCGGUCCUCUUAUGAACAGGAAAUUCAACGGCGAACAACGUCAAGCCCAGCGAAACUGA
This is a messenger RNA of Caenorhabditis auriculariae, 2135 nucleotides long. The record is from the annotation of a GenBank genome assembly. Lineage: Eukaryota; Metazoa; Nematoda; Chromadorea; Rhabditida; Rhabditidae.